AUGGCUAACAGGUGUUUGGACAUUCGAAAACUCAAUGAAAACACUGGGAUUCCCCUGAAUCUUCUUGAAAACCAUAGCCCUUGGCCAGCCUAUGUCACAUAUACAUCCCCAAUGGUGAAAAGACUUAUUGAGAACAGCAAAGCAAGAGAACUCCAAUGUAGGCGUACUCUGGAGGAAAAUCAAUUGCUCUUGAGGCACAAGUCUUUCAACAUCCCCCCGCUAAAAAAGAGAAAGUCAACCAAGACCUCUGUCAACACACUCAAGGACUUAAGGUCAAAGACUGCAUUAUCAAUGUGGGACACAUCCCCAGUGACAGUCAUGGCUCCACCAGCUAUCCCCAAAUCCAGUAACUUUCCUAUGGAUUCCAGAGAUGGUCCCACUGCAAACUAUAACAAAAUCAUCUUCUGUCGAAAACCUUUGAUGAGGAUGCUUCCAUACAGCUCACUUCAGGCCAGCAAGAAGAAAUAG
This is a messenger RNA of Sorex araneus (European shrew), 468 nucleotides long. RefSeq names its product CMT1A duplicated region transcript 4 (gene CDRT4). The record is from RefSeq and is a predicted model, not a curated record. NCBI's taxonomy places the organism in Eukaryota, Metazoa, Chordata, Mammalia, Eulipotyphla, Soricidae. The transcript has 3 exons. Bases 1 to 468 code for a protein of 155 amino acids.